UCCUCUCACCACAUCCUUCCUUCCACACCUCCCCAAGGGGUCGUCCUUUCUCUGCACCCUUGUCCCCAUCUGCGUCCCUCAGACCCUUAGGUGGAGGCCACCGCCCUCAGUCCCCCACGUCCUCCCCUUCCCCAGCUCCCACCCCUGCCUGUGGGGCCUGGAAACGCGAGAGGAAAUGACUGAGCCGCUCUGGUCCCCGCCUGCCUGCGUCCUCGCCCCUGGCCACACCCUCCGCCCUGAGGCAGCUCCCACGCGGUACUCUGACACUUCAGUCUGGAGACCUUGGGCUCGGACAUGUCACCGCCCAGUCAGCUGUGUCUCCUCACCAUUGUCGCCCUGAUUCUGCCUAGUGAAGGGCAGACACCAGAAAAACCCAGAUCCAGUUUUACAGCGCACCAGAGUUCUGUGACUACUCAUGUCCCAGUUCCAGAUCAAACCAGCCCAGGAGUCCAGACCACCCCUCCCAUCUGGACCAGUGAAGCUGGCGAAGCCACAGGAAGCCAGACAACAGCCAAAACCAAGACCCAGCAACUGACUGAAAUGGCCACUGAGAAUCCAGUGACAGAUCCAGAGCCACUUACAAGCAGCGAGAAAGGUACCCCGGCACUCUCCAGGAUCAAAUCUCCCAGCCCAACCAAAGGCUGCAUGCCUCCAUCCUACAUUGAGAAUCCACUGGAUCCCAAUGAGAACAGUCCCUUCUACUACGACGAUACCACCCUCCGGAAACGGGGGCUGCUGGUGGCGGCAGUGCUGUUCAUUACGGGAAUUAUCAUCCUCACUAGUGGGAAGUGUAGACAGUUCUCUCAGUUAUGCCUGAAUCGCCACAGGUGAGUGGGGGCCAGCACCCUGAUGGGCACCCCAACUGGAGCCAUACCACACCAGUUCACCACCCCUGCCUCCCUCCCUCUGCUCCAAGAGCCAACAGAGUGGUCAACGUAAAUGGAUCCUCAAAGGAAGAGGCCACCGGAGGGAGCCAGGCCUAAGGCUAAAAUGGUCUUCCCACCCUGAGGAGAGAGGUCUCCCCAGGCACUGCUGUGACCCUGCCUAUCCUGUUCAGAUAAAUCCACAUGGUCUCUCUUC
Molecule: messenger RNA, 1080 nt
Organism: Rattus rattus (black rat)
Lineage: Eukaryota; Metazoa; Chordata; Mammalia; Rodentia; Muridae
Gene: Fxyd5
Product: FXYD domain containing ion transport regulator 5
Exons: 9
Coding region: 295-831 (178 amino acids)
Biological process (GO): regulation of sodium ion transmembrane transporter activity
Cellular component (GO): membrane
Molecular function (GO): sodium channel regulator activity
Source: RefSeq, a predicted model, not a curated record